This is a messenger RNA of Myxozyma melibiosi, 1227 nucleotides long. RefSeq lists its product as uncharacterized. The coding region runs from base 136 to 936 and encodes 266 amino acids. Lineage: Eukaryota; Fungi; Ascomycota; Lipomycetes; Lipomycetales; Lipomycetaceae. The transcript has 2 exons. Gene Ontology annotation, molecular function: DNA-binding transcription factor activity; protein dimerization activity. Gene Ontology annotation, cellular component: nucleus. The record is from RefSeq and is a predicted model, not a curated record.
CACGUCCUCAGUCAGCAACCGUCCGCCUACGCUCGAGGAUACGCUGCUUUUUUACGCCUACUUUGCGCUGAUUCAGAUAGUCGAAGAUAUCCACCUGCCGAGUCGCAUACCAAGCAACAAAGGACACAUAAUACAAUGUCGACAGCAAUCGCAAACGGCCAGCAGCCGAGCCCGACUCUGGCGAAGCGGAAACACGAAGACGGGUCCGAGGAUCCUAACAAGCGACAGAAUAAUGGACCAAAUAACUCAAACGCGUCUGCUAGCAGCGGUGGUGAUAACGGCAACAGCAUUAACAACAACGACGUGCCUCUGGACCCGAUGAUCAACGUCGCGCGUUCGAUCUCGGCCAGUAACCAGGGCGUCGUCGCCAUGCCGACGUCGACCUCCGCGUCGACAGUCCAGGCGCAGCCUCACAUGCCGCGCCAGCAGCACACCGAGCACUCUGCACUGCAGCAAAUGUCUGUGCAUAUGUCGGCCGCUGCUGCUGCUGCCGCUGCUGCUGCGCACGACUCCAUCGACAGCAUGGGCCAGCCUCCGUCGUCGACCUCUGGCUCGUCGUCGGCCGCCAAGCCGCCGGUUGGUAGCGAGGAGUGGCAGCGACAGCGACGCGACAACCACAAGGAAGUCGAGCGUCGACGCCGUGAGACCAUCAACGAGGGAAUCACGGAGCUUGCCAAGCUUGUGCCCAACUGCGAGAAAAACAAGGGCUCGAUCCUUCAGCGGGCGUGCCAGUAUAUCAUACAGCUGAAGGAGAGCGAGGCUGCGAAUAUAGAGAAGUGGACGCUCGAGAAGUUGCUGACCGAGCAGGCCAUUGCUGAGCUGUCGGCCUCGAACGAGAAACUCAAGGCAGAGGUCGACCGGGCAUGGAGAGAGGCCGAUGUUUGGAAGAAGACCUGCGCAAGCGCUGGUAUCAAGCAAAAGGUUGAUGAGAACUAAUCUGAGAGAGUUCUAUUGAAGCUCUUGUGUAUUUUUACAUUCCCUUGUUGUAUUAAUGUUGUUUUGUUGGCAAGUUUCGAGCGAGUUGUGAUUGUGUGGAAUUGCGGACUGGAGUUUGAGAUGUGCUUUCUAUCUGCUUAAUAUUAUCUGUGUUUCUUGUUCUGAAUUGUUUUAUUAUUGGUACUAGUUAGAAAUACCAACAAUGUAUAGUACUAAACCCCGAAUCAGCUCGAUAAUCAUAAAAGAUAGGUUUGAAAGAAUACAUUGUUGAAAAGAAUUGGUUGUUGUGAG